AUGGGGAGACUGUUGUUAUGGGUUGGGCUGGCUCUCGUGCUGAAACACCAAGAUGGUGCUGCCUACAAACUGGUGUGUUAUUUCUCAAACUGGGCCCAUAACCGACCAGGCCCUGCCUCUGUUUUGCCCCAAGACCUGGAUCCCUUUCUCUGUACACACUUGAUAUUUGCCUUCGCCUCAAUGAGAAACAAUCAUAUUAUUGCCAAGAAUAUCCAGGAUGAGGAAAUUUUCUACCCAGAGUUCAACAAACUCAAGGAGAGGAAUAAGGAGCUGAAAACACUGCUGUCCAUUGGAGGGUGGAACUUUGGCACAUUGAGAUUUACCAAUAUGUUGUCCACAUUUGCCAACCGUGAAAAGUUUAUUGAUUCUGUUAUCUCCUUCCUGAGAAUACAUAAUUUCAAUGGGCUCGAUCUUUUUUUCUUGUACCCUGGACUGAGAGGCAGCCCCACGCGUGACCGGUGGACAUUUCUUUCCUUAAUUGAAGAGCUCCUGUCUGCCUUUCAGAAGGAAGCACUGCUCACUAAUCGCCCAAGGCUCCUUCUCUCUGCUGCAGUCUCUGGUGUCCCACACAUUAUCCAAAUAUCUUAUGAUGUGUACCUUUUAGGAAGACUCUUGGAUUUUAUCAACAUCUUGUCUUAUGAUUUACAUGGAAGCUGGGAGAAGUUCACAGGACAUAAUAGCCCAUUGUUCUCUCUUCCAGAUGACCCUAAAUCUUCGGCAUAUGCUAUGAAUUACUGGCGAAAGCUUGGGGCACCCUCAGAGAAGCUCAUCAUGGGGCUCCCCACAUAUGGACGUACCUUUCGCCUCGUCUCAGCUUCUAAGAACGGGUUGCAGGCUGCAGCGAUGGGACCAGCAUCUCCAGGGAAGUACACCAAACAAGCUGGCUUCUUGGCUUAUUAUGAGGUUUGCUCCUUUGUCCAAAGAGCAAGAAAGCACUGGAUUGAUUAUCAAUAUGUUCCAUAUGCCUACAAGGGGAAUGAGUGGGUUGGCUAUGAUGAUGCCACCAGCUUCAGUUACAAGGCAAUGUUUGUAAAGAGAGAACAUUUUGGAGGUGCCAUGGUGUGGACACUGGACAUGGAUGAUGUCAAAGGCACUUUCUGUGGCACUGGCCCUUUCCCCCUGGUAUACAUCCUGAAUGAGCUCUUGGUGAAGGCUGAGGUCAGCUCAAUUACUUCACCACAAAUUUUGCCUUUAUCUUCUAUGAAUUCUUCAAGAUCUGACUCUGAAAGACUGGCUGUGACAAAGGCAAUGGCUACUGAUACUGUUAAGAUUUUGCCUCCAGGAGGAGAGGACACAGUCCAUAAAAAUGUAACUACAAUUCCUAUGAGUAGAAUUGUGACUCUUGGAAGGGAAAUAGUAUCUCCUAGAAAACACAGUGGAGCUCUGGGAGGAAAGAGUGAGGUCUCCGAAACAAAGAUUAUGACUUCAGUGGACCAUUGGUCUGUGGGCACUGCAGAGACAACUGCAGCCCUUGUGCGUCUUCAGACAGAGACCCUUGGGGAGAAGGCAGUGGCCACUGUGCGUCAUCAACCUGUGACCCCUGAAGGGAUAACUGUGACUCCUGGGCAUCUUCAGACUAGGAUCUUUGGGAAGACAACAAUACCUAGAAGAAAUGCUGUAUUCAUUGAAAACAACAUUGUCCCCAGAAAGAUGCCAGUCACCCCUGCUGCGAAAGCUGUGACUCUACCAGGGGAGAAUUUUAUUUCUGAGGUAGAAACCAACCCCAGGAUGGGUGAAAGUGGUCGUUAGGUGUGAGAUGAAAACUGGAUGCUGUCUUCCAGCCCUUUCAUCCAUCUUUUAAGAUGCAUUCUCCUUGCUUUUGGCAACCCCUUUAUUCCCACUGAUGGAAAUCAUUCAUUUAUUGACUCAGUGACCUUUGCAACAAGUCUUCUUUCUAAAAAAUAAAAAGACAACCCAAAAAAAUUUUUCUGUGUGGAUAAAGAAUAUUAAGCUCUGUAGCAGAAACUAGGAAAGCUCUUGUCUUUUGUCUUAUGUGAUGACACAAGCAACUUGAUCUUACCUGUUGAUAAAACAUUCACUGGGUAAAACUGGCACCAAAGCCACAGGGUGUCGAUCUCUUUUCUGUUGAAU
Molecule: messenger RNA, 2091 nt
Organism: Cavia porcellus (domestic guinea pig)
Lineage: Eukaryota; Metazoa; Chordata; Mammalia; Rodentia; Caviidae
Gene: Ovgp1
Product: oviductal glycoprotein 1
Exons: 11
Coding region: 1-1749 (582 amino acids)
Biological process (GO): carbohydrate metabolic process; chitin catabolic process
Cellular component (GO): extracellular region
Molecular function (GO): chitin binding; chitinase activity
Source: RefSeq, a predicted model, not a curated record